UAAAAAAAAUUUCGUAAAAUUUUCUUCUCUCUUUCUAGUUUCUUGAUUUUAUCUAUCGGUGUUCGAGUUCUUUAACCAUUAAUGCUGAGUUCUUGCAGGGAGAAAAAUGGCUAAUCUUGGAGUUUUCUUAGUGGGGUUUCUUUCAAUGAUCUCAUUUGCAUAUGGCUACUAUGGUGGUUGGACUAAUGCUCAUGCCACAUUCUAUGGAGGAGGCUAUGCUUCGGGAACAAUGGGUACCCUGCAGGAAAAGGGAAGGUAUUAGGUUCACCAUCAAUGGUCACUCAUAUUUCAAUCUUGUUCUAAUUACCAAUGUGGGGGGUGCUGGUGAUGUACAUGUAGUGUCUAUCAAAGGGUCAAGAACUGCCUGGCAACCAAUGUCAAGAAACUGGGGCCAAAAUUGGCAGAGUAAUUCUUAUCUCAAUGGACAGAGUUUAUCUUUCAAGGUCACCACUAGCGAUGGUCGAACCCUCGCCUCUUACAAUGUUGCCCCUCCGAACUGGUCCUUCAGCCAAACAUUCUCCGGUCGACAAUUCUUUUAGGGCCCACCACUAAAAUUUUCAGCAGAAAAAAAUUCAUUAUAAAUUCAAGUAGUUGAAAAGAAAGUGUACGUCAAUGUUGAAACUUGAAAGGACUUGUUUUAAUAGAAAUUAUCUUUUAAUUCCUGUUUAUUGUGUACUCAAGAUGUACUAUAUCCUUUGUAUUCCAAUAAGGAUUUUGAGAAGAAA
This is a messenger RNA of Olea europaea var. sylvestris, 725 nucleotides long. RefSeq names its product expansin-A10-like. NCBI's taxonomy places the organism in Eukaryota, Viridiplantae, Streptophyta, Magnoliopsida, Lamiales, Oleaceae. Gene Ontology annotation, cellular component: extracellular region. Bases 162 to 539 code for a protein of 125 amino acids. Gene Ontology annotation, biological process: plant-type cell wall organization. The transcript is spliced from 2 exons. The record is from RefSeq and is a predicted model, not a curated record.